CUUCUAACUUCCCCACCUGCACUUGUGGUGAGCCUUUCUAUCAGGCUCCAUCUUUGUGAGUACCUUGAUAUAAGUGUUAUUACAUAUACUUAUCACAAUUGACCAGCUAUAUUGCACUAGGCUUUGGCCAUGUUUUUUUGUCUUUCACUGCAAUAUCAUAUGUUUACACCAACUGCCUCUGCCUACCUUUUUAUGUAUGUGCAGUUUUUAUCUUUGUAUGUAUUGAGAGGUGAACACACAGGUGUUAGAGUGUAUUGGUCAAUUCUAAAUCACACAGCGGGACUUUGUAUUUAUUCUUGUAUUGUAUUUGUAUUUAACCCUCUCACUCAGUCCAGCGUGUGAAAAUCAUGACGUACUUAUAUAACAGAAAUUAUCGUAUCAAUAACAUAGAUAUGUGCUUUAUACGGGGCAAUAGCAUCCCAGCAACAUUGACAAAAACAAAUUUCAUUUAGAAAAGGCAUUAAUUAAAGAAAUGAAAACCAAAUGGGAGAUAGCCACCCUAACCAAAUAUGUCAAUGAGCAAAUUACACCAAGAGGACUUAGAUUUUCCAAAGAUCCAGCAUCAGACAAAGACGACCCCCAUUUUAUGACUGGGUGGAAUAAGAUGAUGGAUGGCUUUUCAUUUAGUUUAUUGGGCUACAUAGUAGCAAAAAGGGAGGAAAGCCUCCCUAAACUAGAUGAAGAGAUAACCAAAUGGAAGGAGGGUCUCAUUGAGACAAGCCCAGAAAUGUACAACAACAUUAUAAAAGAGAUUAAAACAAAAGUAGACAAAAUAGAAGAUACCAUCAUAGAAAUUAAAAAGAAAAAAUAUCUUAGAGAUAUAAAUGAUUACAAAACAGGUAACGUUAGGAAGCCUACCUCAAGGAGAAAACCCCAUGAACACACUUCCUUCACUAACAAAAAAGAAUCAUAUUAUCAUAGUCCAUAUACCCAUAAACCACCCUUUCAGAAGAAUGGCAGAAGAAAAGAGUAUGAUAAUCACAAACCGGAAAACAUCCAUAGAUCGAACUAUGUUACAUAGUUACAUAGUUACAUAGCUGAAAAGAGACUUGCGUCCAUCAAGUUCAGCCUACCUCACAUUUGUUUUUUGCUGUUGAUCCAAAAGAAGGCAAAAAAAACCAGUUUGAAACACAAUUUUGCAACAAGCUAGGAAAAAAAUUCCUUCUUGACCCCAGAAUGGCAGUCAGAUUUAUCUUUGGAUCAAUCAGUUAUUACCCUACAUUAAAGAUUAUAUCCUUGAAUAUUCUGUUUUUGCAAGUAUGCAUCUGAUUAUCGAACAACAUCAAGAGCUCAAAAACAUACAUCAAACAACGGGACCCUAGAAGCUAUAGCGAGGCGGUAAAAGAAGGACUGCCAAAAAUGCAAAACCACAACCAAAAAGGUUCCACAGAAAAUAAGAUGAGAAGAGAAAGAUCUAAAUCUCCAAUAGUAACUAAUCACUUGGCAAUGCAUAGAUCCCGUUUGUCUCCCAGUAUCAACAACCAUAAGAUACGCCCCUGAUCUCACUCUCCUCCCUCAACAUCUUCAGUACCUGUAGCUUCUUCACCUUUUUUUCGGAAGGAUCUCUUGACCAACCGAUUGAGGUGGUCACAAACAAGCACACCACAAGAGUCUCCCGGGAAAUGGCAGAGAUCCAGGGAAGAAGAAGACGAAGAUGGAAGAGAAGAAGAAUUGAGAUACAGAGAGAAGAGAAACAAAAGACAAAUAUAGAUGGCAUUUUUAACCUAACAGAUUAUUCUUUUACUAAAGAGGAGAAGGAAAUGUUAGGAAAAGGUCUUAAAUUUGCACCCACCUCUGAUUUUAAUAAAUUUGAUUUUUUGUAGAUAUUAACCAUUUUAUCAGAAGACUAUGCCUCAAAUUUUUUUUUUAAUGAAAGAAAAGAACAGACUGUACUAGAAACAAAUGAGGUAUAUGAACAAACAUCCCUGAAAGAAAGAUCUAGUUUCUUUCCAAAGCAUAUGAUCUCAGACCAAAUUAAAACCUUUGAAACUAUGGUGAUGAAAGAGACAGACAAAAUAACGAGAAUUAAUAAAUACCAGAACAACUUAUCUAAAAAAGAAAAAACUGUCUCUAGAUAAUGAGAAAAAACCCGAAAUAUAAUAAUAAAACCCGCAGAUAAAGGGGGAGGAACCAUCAUUUUUGAUAGGGAGAAAUACAUACAAGAUGCUGAGAGACUUCACUUAGAUGACAAAACCUACAAGAAGCUACAAGAAGCUACAAAUCAUAUAUAAACAAAGGGAAAGAAUUAAAUAUCCUAAACGAAAAGGAAGCUGAAUACCUCCUUAUGGACAAUCCCCGUAUACCAGUAUUUUAUCAUCUGCCCAACGUCCAUAAAGACAUCACCAACCCCCUGGUAGACCAAUAAUAUCAGGCAUUAACUCAAUAUCAUCAAGAGUAUAUGAAUAUAUAGAUGUUUUAUUACAACCAAUAGUAAUCAAAAACCCAUUUUAUUUAAAGGAUACGAUACAUAUGCUACAAAUUUCAGAACACAUUGAGUGGAAAGAAGGAUAUAUUUUAGUUACAUGUGAUGUCAGUUCUUUAUACAGCAUUAUCCCACACGAAAAAGGCAUAGAGGCAUUUUAAGGAAGAGCAGACUGAUAUUAUAGAGGGAAUUGUAUUGAUUUUAACCAACAAUUUUUUGUGGUUUGAGGAACAUUUCUAUUUACAGAUCUGUGGUAACGUGAUGGGCACCAAGUUCGCGCCCAGCUUCGCUAAUCUUUUUAUGGCGUAUUGGGAGGAGAAUUUUAUCUCCCAAGAGCACGGCUCGGGGGAGAACUUGGUGGCCUAUUGAAGGUUUAUAGAUGACAUUUUUUAUUUGGACAGGCACACCAACCAUUUUAGAGAAGUUUUUAGAAUUCCUCAAUAGUAACAAUUGGGGAAUAAAACUCACAUGUACCCAGAGCCAAUCAGAGAUCAAUUUCUUAGAUCUAAACAUCUACAUUAAGGAUUCAUCAAUUAAAACUAAGAAUUACAUUAAACCUGUAGAUAGGAACAGUUACAUAGAAAGAACGAGCUGCCGUCACCAACAUUGGUUGGCCAAUGUCUCAAAAUGACAGUUCCUAAGGAUAAAGAGGAACUGUACAGAUGAGAAUGACUUUUUAUAACAAGCAAAAUAUUUGGAACAACAAUUCCUAGAAAAAGAUUGAGGAAGAAAGCAUCCCAAACAACUUGGUACAGGUGAAGACCCUAUACAGACAACAACUCCUUACAUAUAAACCUAAGAAUAAAACUCAGACAACUAACGAUAUACCUUUUAUCUGCAAUUACCACGGAAAUACCCGAAAAGUAAAACGAGCCAUACAGAAGUAUUGGCAUAUUUUAAAAGAUGACCCCGUUUUAAACAAAAUCCUACCCCCUCAACCUAAGAUCAUUUUUAGAGGAACGAAAAACCUAAAAAGGCUUUUAGUUAAAAGCCAUUUAGAAACAGAGAAACCAAAGAAGAAUUUUUUAAAGGAGCUCUCAGGAUUUUACGGUUGUGGCAACUGCCUUCCAUGCAGGACCACCAGUAGCCACAAAAGGCAGCUUACUAAUAUAAGUGAAAUUAUAGGAAACGAAUACACCAUCAACGUUCAUGCAACUUGUUAUUCUAAAGGAGUCAUUUAUGCUCUAAAAUGCUCCUGCAACUUAUUAUAUAUAGGCAGAACAAUUCGCCCAUAAAACAUUAGAAUUGCGGAACAUACGCAAUAUAAAAAAAGGUCUCGAAACCCAUAGUGUUUCUCAACAUUUUAAAACCACCCAUAACCAAAACACCACACACCUCUUUUUCUGUGUUUUAAAAGUAGUACAAAAAGAUUGGAGAGGAGGGGAUUUUAUCAACAAUUUGGGAAAAGAAGAGAUUACAUUUAUUUUUAAUUUCAACACUCUUAUACCAUAUUGAUUAAAUUCAGACUUUGAACUCUGCCAUUUUUUAUGAAUGCAAUGAUUCGCAUGUUUAACUAUGUUUAACUAUGAGCCUGAAUGCUCAAAGCAGAAUAUUGAUUUUUUUUUUUAAACAUUCCAAACUUCUGAAUUGCAGCGAAUUUGCAGAGCGUGAGACUGAAAUAACAUCUGACAUGAAAGUCAGAUAAGGAAAAAUCAUUCCACACAAUACAUAAAUGUAUAAUUAAAUUAAAUGACAAAACGUAAUGACAGAGUUAAAAUGAAAUAAAGUAAAACGCAGUAUAAUAUAUAAAUGAUCAAAAAUAAAUCCAAGUUUAUAAACCAGAAAUAAAAAUAUCCGUAAUAUAUAGCUAAUACUCAUCUGUUCCCGCUGAGGAGCUGCAAAGGAAGAUGACUUUGGAACAAAAUAAAUAAAAAUUACUGUUUGGUAGAUAUACCCCAAAUAAAAACUUGCUUGCAUUUUUUUUUAUCUAUUUGAUUGGGGAUAUACCUAAAAACAGCUUGCAAAAACUGCAGAUCUCUUGUCUGCUGCCUUUGCAAGCUCUCUCCUUUUAACCCCACCCAGAACCCCAGUUUCUACUCAAUACAGCUCAAUGAGAAGUCUUUGUAAGGCAGAUGCUCUGGGCAAUUGCUGCCUCUUGAGCUCAGCUGCAUGGAGCUAAUGAAAGCAGGAAGUAACAUUUCAUGUUGUCUGCUUGAAACUCAAGGGGUUGUAAUCAGGUUAAUUUGUUAAAGUGUCAAUUUCUAUUGAAUUUUGCUCUUUUCGCAAAAUGAAAAAAAAAAAAAAAGAGGACACACUCUUCACACAUAAAGCUUUUUAGCAAACUAAAGUUGUUUGGGGGUCUGGAGUGACUCUUUAAGUAAAGAGAGAGUAAGCAUAAUAUGAGCCUCCAUGUCUUGUAAUAAAAUCAAUGUUAUUCUCUUAACCUGUCAGUGGUUUUAAUGUUGUGGCUGAUCAGUGUAAAUAGUAUAUAAAUCUAUGUAUUUAUUUUCAAUAAGCGUUUGGCAAAUCCCUUGUUGGGACAGUCCUGCCAUGUCUUGAACGGACUAUUGAGCAUAUCAACAAUAAUCAAUGAAUGUAUUUUUAAUUAUUGUCCACGAUGUAUUUAUUAUAUUUUUGUUUUAGUGCUGGUAUAGAAAACUACUUUACUUUUUAUUCAUGCAUCUUUCAGCUGAUUAUUAAAUAAGUGAAUUAAUAAUAAAUAAUCCCAUUCUUUUUUUUACAACUAGGAACAUGUCCUACUGUAUGAUAAAAGGCUAUAAAAUCAUUUUGGUUAUUUCACUGAUUGUUGUUCUAAAGUUAAGUUUCAACUAUCAUCAAAUAUUACUCCAGGUAUGUUUAUUCAACGAUUACACUUUCAAAUAUAAAGUUAAAGAAGACAGAGUUUAAUCAAUAAAUAACUAUUUUAUUGGUUUUCUCCACAGUCUUUCAAACCUCAAAUUCUUCAAAUAUAUUCAAAACAUAAUGUUGCAUUCAGAGACUUUUAUGAAUCCAAUACAAAAUAUAUUUCCGAAGAGAAGGACAUGGAAAUAAACCAGAUUUUUGAUACCAUAAGUAACAAUAUUUCGAGUGUCCCUUUCAGACAUUUAAAUCUGGCAACAAGUGCAAAAAUGAGCAGAGCAAAGAUAUUAUCUUACCGACAACAGUAUUGCAAUGGAGAUUCUUUAACUGUCCGUGUUGAUAUGUUCAACUAUUUGGGCCAAAGGAAGACAUAUGGAGGAGAUUUCUUAACCGCACGGAUCUAUUCCACCGAUCUUGGAGCUGCAGCUUCCGGAAGGGUUGAAGAUUUCAAUAAUGGAUCCUAUAACAUCCAUUUCAUUCUAUCUUGGGUUGGGAAUGUGAAAAUAUCAGUUAUUUUGUAUCAUCCAAGCGAGGGCGUGUCUGCUUUAUGGAGAGCUCGGAAUGCGGGAUAUAAAAAUAUUAUUUUCACCGGAAAUUUUCUCUAUAAAACUCAGGAGAUUGAGAAAGUUUGUGGAUUUUAUUUAGAAUCACAACAAGAAAAAUGUGUGUAUGCAGAUAAAAGAGAUGGUGAAUUUUUCUACUGCAUCAAACCUCCAAAUGUGCCAUGUGAAGCACUAAUUUCAAUGAGGUCCAAAAUCCAUCAUCAUUCAUAUCUUACCAAAUCAGAAAAGACUAUUUUUACCAGGUAAGUAUUUCUUAGGGCAGGAUAAAACAUGAAUAAAAUAAAUCAUAGUUCCGGUAUGAUAUUUAAAUAAUUUUUUCUAGCUUGGAGCAAGUUAAGUCUGACUUUUCAAGUGACUUUUGAAGGUAAAACUAUUGGGGGAAAAAAAGAGGUUUCAGUGUGGUUCUCAUGCUACGAACAGUUUCCUCCACUGUAUGUACCCCAUGAUUGAUUACAUACAGAUUGAGAUGUCAGGGUGCAGAGUCUUCAGGGAAAUAGGCAGCCUGGUUAUCUAGCAGUAUGAACAAAUGACACUUUUUUUUAGAUCAAUAAAAAAUUUAUUUUAAAAUGGUUUAGUUAUAGUGUGUUAGUAAAAUAAAUAAAUCACAGAGCCCCAAAUGUAUAUAAGAUGAAGACCCCCCCCUCCACCUAGAGUUAUGUAAAUAAAUUUUUCUAAUCCAUCAAAAGUAAACAAUAGCAUUGAGCAAUAGGGUCUUUUGUCUUGGAAAACGUUCAUAACUGAGAAAUGAAACAUUGACUUCAAUAAAAACAAAAAUGUAUCCUUAUCACUAAAGUCUUUUGAGUGCUCUCCUUUAUGCAAAUGUGUAACCAACAGAGGGAAAAACAAAAAGAGCAAUUAAAAAAUAAUAUAUAUAUAUAUAUAUAUAUAUUUAUUUAUUAAUUAUAUAAUUAUUGCAUAUAAAAUAUAUAGAGUUUUUUGUCCAUUCAUUCCUCACGUCGUAUUCGCUUCAUGAAUAAAAUGAACUUUUAUUGACUGUCCCCUAGCUAUCAUUCAUCAUUUUUUUCCCAUGAAUUAUCUCUUUUUUUGGUGCCACAUGAUGAAUGUUUGGCACCGUACAUAUCAAUGGGUCAGUGAUUUGGAUGCAUUUCAGCUCAUAACCCAAUUGAAUCAAACUCGGCCAAAUUACAGUUCAGCCUGAAAUUAAUCUCUAAGUCUAGUGUAAAGAUAUCAAAUUAUGGGAGGAGCUGCCCAUAUAUUACCCUAACUCCCUAUCCAAGCCCAGUACACUGGCAUGGAAGGGUCCUCAACCUAAGUGUUUUCUAGUAUUGUAAAGGGAAGCCACACCCAUAACACUACUUGAAAUGAAACAAUUCCCUCCCCUAAAUAUAUGUUGAUAUAGUUGUGUUUCCAUAUGGUGAAAUAGUAAAAUCGCCUAGCUAGUGAAACUCAAACUCCUGUGAUAAUUAGUGAGCCCUACCACAGCAAACACUAUACAUCCUGGCUACCCUUGCUGUGAAGAAAAAAACAAGUAAAAAUGUAUUUCCUUAAAUGCUAAACUUGGAAAAAAAUAUUUGGCCUCUCAAAAAGGAGAUCCUAUCAGCUUGGUGGCUGGUAUUAAAAUGAAGGCUUACCCCAAGCAUGUCAUAUUGCAUUAUUAGUAGUGGAUAACAUUCUGUCUAACAGUGUAUCCUGCUGUUCUGUCUUUUUCCCAUUAUAUAUAAGGGUUAGACAUGUUGUUCAGCCUGUUUAUUAUAUAUUUUUAAUCCUAAAAACCUCUUGAAUGCCUUCCUACUGUUAUGCUAUAUCCUUUGAUAUACUUGCUCAAGCUGUUGGGGCAUUGCAAGCAUAAUUGCAUCUUUAUGCACAACAAAAAUAAAGAAUAUAAGAAAAAAAAAUGAAGGCUAACAACGUAUCGUUCCCUUUAAUAACAGACAGAAAUGAUUUUUGCUUAGGGCUAUUGUGACUGGCUAAUAAAUGUUGCAUUAAAAUAUAUCCAAAACAAUAAAUUAAAAAACACGCUGAUACUCACCUGUGAAAUUAUUGCAUUUGCUGUAAAUGCACAGGCAGUUACUCAUCAAUAACGACACUCACCGUACCUUUAUAUAGCACUGUUGAGCUUAUCCCAGAAGAAGUACAAACACAAAAAAGUAAAACAAAAUGAAUGUACAAACAAUUCUAUACAAUUAUUAUAUUAAAAUGUUAUGUAUAUUAUUCAUUUAUUAUUAUUUUUUUUUUCAAAUUAAAGAUCAAAUAUUGGGGUAGAAAUUCCCAGAGACCCUGGAAGCAUUGCUGUAACAAAUUGUCAAAGUAAGUUUUAUCUUGCUUAUUCUUUGUUAGUUUCCUUAGGAAUACAAGUUUGUAGUUCCUCUGUUCCAAUAAAAGGCAUUAGUCACUUUUUUCCAGAACAGAGGAAUCCUCAGUGCCCCUCGCCAUUCCACCUCUUGUGAUAUCAUUGAGGAGGCAUGGCUUCCUCCGCCAUUGUCCAAUCCAAGAUUCCUUAUAGAGGAGCAUAUUGGAUUUGACUGCGGUGAGUGCUGCAUACACCCAGUGCUUUUCAAAGGAAAAUAUUAAAUCCAAUCAUUUUCUAUGAGCUGAGUUCAGACCAGCCGAAAUGCCUCUAGUGACUGGUCGGAACCAAAAUGCCUCUAGUGCUUGGUAUGACAUCCCCUAGAGACAUGUUUACUCCUAUAUGACAAACAUUGCCCUUUCAAGAAAAACUGUAAUGGUUUACCUUGACUGGUUAAAUAUACAGGACUGUAUGGAGAUUAAGUGGCUUGGCUGACUUUAGUGGUCCUUUAAGAUAAAUGUAGAUUUUGUUUUGGGACAUGGUUAAAACAAAUUUUGUUUUCAAAAUGUUAUUACUUUUUAAAUAGUGUUGCUGAUUUCUACUAUGUCAAUUUGAUAUGAACCUCUUCUACCUCCUUUAUUUGCAUCCUCUAUGUUGUUACUCAUCUUCUAUUUCUCCAGGUCUUCUUGUUUGUGGGGUCUCCAUAAAUUAAUGGUUCUUCCUGCAUAGUAAGCUCCAGGCCACAAAUCCCUGACACCCCAAAUUAUCUCGAUGUUUUAUGUGCUUAAUCACUGGCCAAAAUCCAGUGAAAAUGACAAAAUUCCAACCGCAACUGAUUACUAAUGCAAAACAUGUUUAGAAUUUGGUCAGACUGAGCGAAUCUGCAACAAUCAUCCAUGUGGGCAAAUAGUUAACCCCUUAAGGAAUGUCGGACGUUCUAUGCCAUCCUUUGUACUUACCGGGUCCCCGCCAAUACAGCCGCUAGAAGCGCAUCUGCGACUUUGGAUGUGAAAAAUCUCAUUCAGCGUGCAGAACGUCCAUAGGAAAGCAUUGAGAAAUGCUUUCCUAUGGACUGUUUGAAUGCGCGCAGCUCUUGCCGAGCAUACGCAUUCUGCUCCACUCGACGUCGAAGUGGGAGGAGAGGUCACCAGCGCUGAGGGAGCCCGGCGGUGGAUUAAAGUAAGUAGCUGAAGGGGUUUUAACCCCACAAAAUCCAACGCAUAGAUAGAGCCUCUCAAGCCAUUCGGCAUCUAGCAGGGCCUCACCCAUCACCAACCUUGUUUAAUGGUUUCGCCACUUGGCAUAGCUAGUAAGCCAUGAUAUUGUAAGCGUAAUCACAACUACUUCAUGCUGUUUAACAUAUCUCAACGACAGGAAGGUGGAGAGUCCUGUCCAGGGCCGCCAUCAGAAAUUGUGGGGCCCCUAACACAGCUCAAGGUCUUGGCCCCUGGGUGCCCGCCUCCAAGCCCCACCUCCAAAUCCCGCCCACAGGAAUACACACACACAGACACAAAAGGACACAGACACACGAACAGAAAGAUACACACAUACUAACAGACACAAAUACUGAAACAGACAUACACACAUAGACACAUACAUAGAUACAAAUACACACACACUGAGGUACAUACAUACUCAUAUACUGACACACAUAUAUACAGACAUACAGACAUACAAACAGACAGACAGACAUACACAAAAAUACAUAUUGACGUACAUGCAUACAUACAUACAUACUGGCAUGCACGCACAUACAUACAGACAUACAUGCACAUACAUACAUACAUAUAGACAUACACACACACACAGACAUACAUACUGAUAGAUAUAUACAUACAUACACACAGACAUACACACACACAUACAUACUGACACAGACAUACACACACACAUGCAUACUGACAUACACGCAUACUGACAAACAGACAUACAUACAGACAUACAUACACACACACACACCAUACAUACUGCGACACAUACACACAUGCAUACAGACACAUACACACAGACAUAUAUACAUACUGACAUACAUACACACAUACAUACUGACACACACAGACAUACAUACUGACACACACACAAGCUGCGCUUGUCUGUGAUAACGCCCCCUGCCGUGCUUAACACACAUCCAGACAAUAGGGCAGGGCAGGGCAGGCCAGCACCUCCAGGCCAUGUGCCCAAUUUGGACACCCAGAAUUUGAAUGGGGCAGACCCAUCAGUUACUUCACUGUCUCAAAAAAAGGUGAAUUUGUCAAACAACAAUGUAAGAGUAGUAUUUAAGGGUUUUAUUGGACUGCAAGAAAUGCACCGCAGGCCGCAAAUGUUCUAUUUAGCACAAAAAAGGGUGAUUUUUUAACCCCUUAAGGACACAUGACAUGUGUGACAUGUCAGGAUUCCCUUUUAUUCCAGAAGUUUGGUCCUUAAGGGGUUAAACCAACAAUGUAAGUAGUAUUUAAGAGUUUUACUGGACUGCAAGAAAUGCACCGCAGGCCGCAAAUGUUCUAUUUAGCACAAAAAAGUGUGAUUUUUUUAAAACCAACAAUGUAAGAGUAGUAUUUAAGGGUUUUAUUGGACUGCAAGAAAUGCACCGCAGGCCACAAAUGUUAAUUUUUCAAAGUGCGAUGUAACCACAGUAUUUGACGGUUCUAUUUGACUCUCCGAUAUGAAGUGCACGCCCCAAAUUUACUUUUUAGCACCAAAAAAAUUUGCAUUUUUCAAAGUGCAAUGUAACCACAGUAUUUGAUGGUUCUAUUUGACUCUCAGAUAUGAAGUGCACGCCACAAAUGUACUUUUUAGCAUCAAAAAAAUUUGAAUUUGUCAAACUGCAAUGUCACAGCAGUAUUUAAAAAUGCCUAGAUGUUGCCCACUGAGCUACCAGAACAGGAUGAAAGUAAUGUGCCUGGCACACAUGCAGUUGCAAGUGCCCACCUAACAAACAGACUGAUUGCUCAUUUCUCUGUGGCUCUGGGCUCAGGGCAGGGUACAAAAAUGUAGUAUAGCACCCACAAAAAUAAAUCGCUGUAGUUUGCAGAUUCAACACCAGAAUUCUUUCCUAAUCUGUCCCUCACAGCUGCAGCAUCCUCUCCCUACACUAAUAAGAGCUCAUGUGACUCCAGCUUAUAUAGAGGCUGGGUCACAUGCUGCACUGGCCAAUCAAAGCCAUGCCAUUAGUAGGCAUGGCUGUGAUGGCUUCUAAGGGCACACAAGUCAAACGCUUGUUGAUUGGCUGCCCUGCAGCUUUUCAAAAUGCGCCAUUAAAUCGCCGAACACCGAACUCGAACCUGAACUGUUACUAAAAUGUCCGGGUUCAGGUCAAAAAAAUCUUAAUGUUCAGUACGAACCCAAACUUUACAGUUCGGGGUCGCUCAUCUCUAGCUACGACUGUAUAAUACUUCAUAUGUUUCUCAACUAUGUCAUCUGAGUGCAGCAAUAUCCCAAUAUGUACCUUUGCCAGGUACAUGUGGAUAUGUAAGGGGCACGUUUGAGACACAGUCAUUCCAUUUUUUUUCAAACUUUUUUUUAGCAGGCUAUAUAAAAGAAGACACCCCAGGGUAUUUCAAAAUGCAUAUUUAGAAGCUUAGCGUUUGAUAAUUUUUCCGCUAGCUUGUACCAAGUGUAGUGGUAAUAAACAUUUUGUCUGCCUUUUUGACACAUAAAGUGAGUUUGCACAAUAUAUUUUGCAAACCUUAUGUGUGCUACGACUGUAUAAUACUACAUAUGUUGUUCAGCUAUGUCGUCUGAGUACAGCAAUACCCCUGUAUGUACCUUUGCCAGGUAUAUAUGGAUUUUGAAGGGGCACAUUUGAGAUGCAGCCAUUCAGUUUUUUUCUAACUUUUAGGUUUUACGCUGUGUCCAUGUUCCAUUUUGGAGUAGUUUAGCUGGUUUGUUAUUCAAACUUCCCCACAAACACAUACUACUUAUUAAAGAAUACACCCUGGGGUAUUUCAAAAGGCAUAUUUUGAAGCUUGGCGUGGGAUUUGGCAUUUUUUCUCUAGUUUGUUCCAGGUGUAGUGGUAAUGAGCAUUUUUAAAUGUAUUUUUUAAUUUUUUAAACUUUUUUCACUUUUUUAAACUCGUUUUUAAAACUUCUUUUUGCUUAUUAAAUUUUUUAAACUUUCCAAAACUUUCUUAAAACUUUUUUUACACAUUUAACAUUUUUAUAAACUUUUUUACCGUUAACCCCUAACAAGCAGUAAGCGGCACUAACAGUAAAUUCCCCAAUUUCCCAUAACUCCCACUAACCCCAGCUAGCAAAAUAUAUAAUUUAAAAAUAUUUUAAUUAAUUAAUGAAAUAAAUUGAAUCCAUGAGGGUUAAAAAAAAUAAAUAAAAGUUGACCAUCAGGGGGUAAAAAAAAAAAAAAUCAGAUCACAGUAAAAUGUAGUCCCUGCCAAUUGAUCAAUUGGCAGGGAAGGGGUUAAUUUUUAUUUAAAAUUGGUAAAGGCGGGUGGGAUUUUAAACAAACUUUAUUUUUUUACACAGGGAGAAAAUCACCGCUGAUCCGUCUCCCUGCACUUCACACUGGACGCGGAAGAGCAGGGAGGUGGGUCAGAAGUUCCUGCAGCACAUGUGCUCGCUUUGACAGCGUGUCAGAGUGAUCACUGCUGCAGGGACAGCGCGAUUGGGUGCUCCUGGUCUGCCUUGAAUACAGUGGCAGACCGGAGGAGUGUUAACCCAGCAAUUGCCGCAAUCGUGGCCAUCUGGGGUUAACGUUAGUGGAUGACGGACACAGUCCAUCAUCCGGCGUUAACUGCUUGCCAGGCACUAAGGGGUUAAAACUAGGUACUGGGCAGUCAUUGUUGCUAGAAAACAACCCAUAACAGGGGAUGGGGCUUGUGAAAUAACAAGAAAGAACGUGGACAUCGGGUGGAGGACAUUCAAAAUUUAUUGGGGAGAACAAAUCAUUGCCCAUCACCCUGACUCCACCUGUGGCUAGAUGGAGGUUAUUAUAAUAUAAGAAUAUAAUAAGAGAUGGCAGAUGGGGGCCCUAAUAAUAAUAAUACUAAAAGUGUUAAGGAGCUUAUGUCCUCCAAGUGGCCCACACCCACUGGCAGUGGGUAAAGGCCCUAAUAGUAAAAUUCAAGGAGGAGGACCCAAUGACUUCCCCCAGCCUCCACACAUUUGCCAACCAAUCAGAGCACUCUGACUGCCAUGUUUCAAGAAAAAAAAGUCAGUUUUCAAAAACAAAUAUGUUAAAAUUGAUAUUGUAAUUUAUCUUUAUAAGUUUAAAAUGGCAAUGUGAUAAUAUGUAAAGACAAAGAUAAUGUAAAAGAUGUAAUUUUAUUUUGUUUUAAUCUAUGUCUAUUUCAGGAAACUUUACAGAUGUGAAACCAAAAUGUAGAAUUGGGAUGCCUGUGCCAUAUCCAAGUGGAUAUUUUUUAAAUAAUUUAUGGCACUCAAACUUCUGCAACCUUUCUUCUUUUGAACCAUUGUCUCAAAUCAAUGAGUGUUUAACUGGGAAAUUGAUAUACCUUAUGGGAGAUUCAACACUUCGUCAGUGGAUUGAAUACUUCCAAAAACAUAUGAAGAGUAAGUGUUUACAUUAUUUGCUCUUAUACCUAUAUAUAGAUACCUUUCUAGACAAAAGUACAUACUAGUACUUUAUUGAUUAGAUUACAUUAUUGACAUCAGCCUCCUGUGUCUGUGGCCUUUGCUUGCUAUUUAGCUACAUAAUGUGUAAGCUACCUACCUACUCUGUAUCUUUUUGUUCCUUUAUGUAUCUUUUUCCCCCAACCUUUUAUGCUCACAAUAUUAUUGAGUCGAUACAUGCAUAUAAGAAGAUGCUGAGUGGCACAACAUGGUAACUACUGCGCAUGCACACUAGCCCCUCAAUGCUUCCCUAUGGUGAAACAUUGGAUUGGCUAAAACCAUCAGUAAUGAUGAUCUCUGCACAGAGUAAGUGAUGAGAAGUGCCCACCAAGAGAAAUAAGGUAUAAAUUUCACCAUACUACCGUAAUUUUCUUUUCCUGGAUAUAUCCAUGGCAGCAUUACGAUAGGGUUAGCUCCGCCCACUUGGCUGUUUAGGACAGGAAAUAAAGGUAUAAAUACUCCUCCUUCUAGACUGGAUCUCCAGUCUAGUUACAAGCUCCUAAAAAAUAAAUUGAUACAGAAGGGAGGGAUGCAAUGCUGCCAUGGAUAUAUCCAGGAAAAGAUAAUUACGGUAAGUAUGGUGAAAUUUUCUUUAUUCCUGGCUAAUCCAUGGCAGCAUUACGAUAGGGUAAUACCCAAGCUCAACAUCUCAUGGGAGGGAAAUAAACAAGCACCCACCAAUAAUUGUAAAAUCAGUUAAGAACAAGCAAACUCUGGACUGCAGAGUUUAUGGGAAACUUCCCAAAAUUUUAAAUAAGGCCACUUUCUUGGAGUAUCCAAUUUGUGAAAUUUGAAUAGAGAACAGAAAAACUGUUACAGUCAUCUGGCUAUACCAUAGAUAUCACAUGACUAUAACCACCCGUUUCUAGAUUGCCAAAUCAUAAUGAAAUCAGCAACUUACAAUAUCCAGGAAUCUAACACCUGUCCAUUCCUGGACAACAGCAUUGAAUUAUACAGAUCUGAAAGAUAUACCAACAAAUGAGCAGGAGAAAUAAACCAGGCUACGGAAUUAAUCUUAGAUUAUCAUGUACAGUAAGAAAAAACACUUGCCCCCAGGCAAAGGCAACUGCAGAGGUACCCAAAUUAGUGUUCGAUAGGAGGAACAGGGAAUCAGACCUCUAACCCAAAUAAGCAUUGGCAUCCUGUUAAGUGCAAAAUGGGAGGAAAAGGUAUUAGAUAUAAAAUAGCAGAGGAACAGUGGCAGAAACCAACCGUGAGGGAAUAGGCCAGGUUAAACAGGAAUAGUUUCAAGUCUGAGAACAACUACAGCAUCAGGGAAGCUGCUAAUUCUUUCAGUUUCUCAGAGAUCAGAGACUGUAACAUAACCUCCUAAAAAAAAAUGUAAAUAGAGCAUUUUCUCAAGGAGAGAGAAACUACCUGGAUGCUAUAGGAAAACAGAAAUACAGGAACAAUUCAGUAAUGUAGUAUCGUAAUAGGUAUAAGACUAUAUAGUGACAUCUGAGAACAGAAAAUUCAAUAAGAACGGAGUUAAAUUAAAUUGCAUGAGACCUACCUUAUUAUGACACUAAGUUCAAGGUAUCAAAGCAUUGCAAAUAUCAGGAUAUUCUUUAUACUUGGAUUGUUUCAAAAACAUUAUGAAUGGUAAGACAAGAUACGGUUACCAGUAGGUAUCAGAUAACCGUCAAACUGUGGUUACAAACGCAAUUAAAAAAAGUUAAUCAAACAUGAUGAAAUUAGGUAGAUAAAUAAUAAGUGCAAAAACAGACACAUCAUCUGAACAGAUACUGCAUCUAUCCAAAACAUAAUGUGAAAAUUCUCUGGACAUUAAAUCCAAAAUAUGGUAACGUUGGAUCUCCUAAACCUGGAAUAUACAGAGAUUAGCACAGUCUGUGCCACAACAUAGGAUAACCAGGCAGGAUAAAAAAGCAGUUAACGCCGGAUGAUGGACCGCGUCCGUCAUGCACUAAAGUUAACCCCAGAUGGCCACGAUUGCGGCAAUUGCAAAAAAUACAAGUGAAUUUUUUAAAGUCAUGAUAACAGGAAAUCCCUUAAUGGGAUUGAAUCAGUUAAUGACUACAUACAUACAGCACCAUACAAGACAAUUAAACUCUGUGAUGGAGCCUUACUUCAAGAAAAUAUUGGUACAAGAAAAAAUACAAGUGAGUUUUUUAAAGUCAUGAUAACAGGAAAGCAAACCACCAUAUUAACCUCAGGACUCCUGUUUUCAGGGUCAGGACAAUUCACAAGGCCCAGUAACACCUGCAACGCAUCUGAAGUAAUUAAUUAGAACUGCAAGACUUUAUUCUGUUACCAGGUGUGUCCUGCAAACUGCAAUCCACAUGCUAAAGGCUUUCUGGUAUGACAAAUAGAAUGCCUUAUACUGCAAGUAAAGCCUCACACCGAAUCUAGUUACUUACCCUCACUUCAAUAAGAACUGGGCUGUCAAUAUACACCAGUUUAUGCACAGAGGUUAUAGUGGAUAGACAUACAGAUAGUCUAAUGGGAAUCCCAAACAAAGAUUAUAUUCCAUCCUUCACUUUAAUAAGAACUGGGCUGACAAUAUUAAAUACUGGACUGUCCAUAUACACCAGUUCAUGUACUUAUGAGAAUCCCAAAUAAGAUUAUCUUCAAUUCUAGGCAAAAUCUGACAAAAUUAAAAAAAAAAAAAAAAAAUCACAGAAUUUCAUAGACCCAAGUUUUAACCUCGACUUAUCCACGAGGCAUAGCAUAUUUCACAAUUGUUGGUCACAAAACUGCACUCGACUUAUACACGAGAUCGACUUAUACACAAGUAUAUACGGUAGGUAAUCUUAAGAGAAAAUUUCUAUUUAAUUCUAAAAAAACCUUUCACACUCCAUUAAACCUGCUUGCCUACAUGCUGAGUGUCACAACAACCAGUAAUAUAAUGCCUUAUAAGAUCAUUCUCUUAAUGGGCCUGAAUUAGUUGUGACCACCACAAGUGAGAAUAAAUCAAUCCACAUAAUGAAUAAAAACCGAGGCAGCAGUGGACUUCGUAUUGGAUAGGAGUGCCAAAAAUAAAGAAUAUUUUCCAUUCUCUGAGGUAAGGCAGGCUGGAAAUCACUGCAACAUGUCUUGUUGUAAACCAGGUCCAGUGUAGACAAAAAGACCAGAGUUGAUAUUCUCUGAAUUAAGGACUGCCGGAAAUUACCCCCACAAUCUUGUAAUAACAAGGGCCAUUGAAGACAUUCUCUGAGUUAAGUCCUGCUGGACACCAUACCUACACAUCUUGAAAAAACAAGGACCAGGGUGGAUUUUCUCUGUGCUGGAACACACAGUCACCUUUCUUGUUACAGAAAGGCCAAGAGUGGACUCUCUUGGAAUUAAGCCCUGAUUGGAAUCACUUGUUAACACAUCUUGUUAACACAAGGCCCAGUGUGGAUAGUCUAUGUAAUUAAGCCUGAUGGAAUUCAUUGCCACAUAUCCUGUUAAAAACCAGGGCCAGUGUGGGCUUAGAAUUAGGUUGAAAAUUCAUGAGAACAUGUUCCAUAUAAACAGUGCUACCACCAGGAUCAUAGCAAAUAUAUUUCUCCUCGAGUAACAUAUUUUAAGGAGGUUCUCCUUCCGAACACCAGAAAUACAUCCUUCAUCCAGUGACUUAUAUGUUUAUCAAUAUUUGCACGUACCAAUAUUAUACCGCUACCCCAAGGAUCACAGCGGCCGAUAUCCAAAACCAUACAUAUGUACACUGCAGUUUUACCGCUACCCAGAGGGUCACUGCGGAUUUAUAUCAUUAUGAAGUAUGUGUAAACACCAUGCACCGCUACCAAUAGGAUCACUGCAGCAAUAGUCUGAAUGUUAUAAUGUACGUGUCACACAUAAUAACAGCUGCCAAGAGGAUCACUGCGGAUUUAUAUCCUAUGACAUAUGUGAAUACACCAUGCACCGCUACCAUUAGGAUCACUGUGGCAAUAGUCUGAAUGUUAAAAUGCAUGUGUCACACAUAUCAACCACUACCAUUAGGAUCACUGCAGAAUAAUCAUAGUUAAAAAAAAAGUGUAUACAUCAUGCACCGCUACCAUAAGGAUCACUGCGGUAAUGUCAUAAUGCAUGAGUCACUUAUAAAUAACCGCUACCCUUAGGAUCACAGCGGAUAUAGUUUGCCAUCACAAUAUACCCAUAUAUAACCGCUAUCCUUUGCUGCAGAAUUCUUCAAAUAGUAAGGAUACAAGGCAUAUAUUUACCACUAUAGCUUACAUCGGAUAGGUUUUACUGCUACCCAGUGGUCUGAUCAGGAGUAUCCUUAUGUACUUUCCAAAAGUGUACAGCUAAACCCUCCUGGGUAAGAAGAGGUAAUCCAAAUCCAAAUCCAAAUCCAAAUCCAAAUCCAAAUCCAAAUCCAAAUCAGGUAAUGCAACUUACCUGAAACCAUGUCCACAGCCAAGAGGACAGGAAAAAAGACUGGAGAUCCGGUCUGGUAGGAGGAGUAUUUAUACCUUUAUUUCCUGUCCUAAACAGCCAAGUGGGCGGAGCUAACCCUAUCGUAAUGCUGCCAUGUAUUAGCCAGGAAAUCUGUUUUUAUUUAUUUUAUUCUGUGGGGCAAACAUCUAAAUAGGCUAUACAUCACUCUAACUUUAGGAAUAUAUGUUUGUAUUCCAAAUAGUUUGUUACUUUAGGGACCUGCUGACUACUGACUGCUAACAAAUGCUAACAAAGGAGCUCUCUUUGUAAAAUAUGUAUCCCUAUUUAAUUUCCUCUUAAAAUUAUUCCAGACCUGAAUGUGUAAAGCUUUUAUUGUCAGUAAAUGCUAACAAUUGUAUUAAUUGUAAAAUCUUUUUUGAAUUACUUACAAAUGUAUCAUGUAGAGUUAUGCAUUUAUUGUCAUCAUUUCAAAUUACUGGUGUCUUAGAAUUGUUACUAUUGAGUAUACAAUAUAUUUUUCUUUACCUCACAAUCUUUUUUAAUAGAUUUAUUUUUUCCCAGGCCUCAAGUUUUUUAAUCUUCCUGGACAUGGUAUACAUACAAAAUAUCUAGCUCUGGACAUGGAUAGGAAUAUAUAUAUUCAAUGGAAGAAGCAUGGUCAUCCAUUUGUCAGCCCAGGUAUCUACUCUGUCAAAGACUGUGCUUACAUUGCCCGUGAAAUUGAUGGACUUCCUGGGAGUCCAAACACCAUCAUUGUUAUUACACUUGGACAACAUUUCAGAGGUUUCCCUCUACAUUUGUUCAUCAGAAGACUACUAAGCGUGCGAAAGGCCAUUGAACGUAUUUUUCAACGAAGUCCUGAAACCAAGAUCUUCAUUAAAUUAGAGAAUUCAAGGGAUAUAAACACAGAUGUAGAACGAAUUAGUGAUUUUCAUGGCUAUAUCCAAUAUCUCCUAUUUAAAGACUUAUUUAAAAGACUUAAUGUUGGAAUAAUUGAUGCUUGGGAAAUGACACAAGCCUUUGCUUCUUACAAUCUUCAUCCUCCUGAGACUGUCAUUAGGAACCAAAUCAACAUGUUCUUGUCAUAUAUAUGUUAACUUAAUAUGGUGAUUCAAUGUUAUUAAAAUUUUUAAAUGCACCUUGAUAACACUUAGCAGUCAAAGCUUACCUACUACGAGAUUUUUGCUGCAGAGUUGGAACAAAUGGGCCAAGCCCUUCCUGGGUUCCUCCAGUCAUCUCACUAUGUCACCGUUGUACACUUUGACCUGUCUAUCCCCAGAUAUCCAACUAUACAAUUAGAUUAAGGGACGUGCCAGCAGCAUAGGCUUCAUGUACAAUACCCAGGGCAUCAAACCCUUUUCUGACCUGCAGUUGGAAUUCUCCUCCCAUCCAGGGAAAUUUUUACUAACCUACGAAUUAAGCAUAUUAUUGCUGCCAACCACAUAACGCAGAGUCUGCCCCAGCAGGUAACACACUUUUACCAAUACUGCAUUAAUGCAAGCACUAAAAAUAAAACAUUAUCUGUAAGUUAUAAUGCACUCAAUGCCUGAAGAAUACCUGACAAACUGCCAUAUAUGGCACACUGGGAAAAGGAACUGAACCUAAACAUUGAACCAAAGGCCUGGCUUCAAGCUAUGUGCCUGACUAAAUCCCCUAGUAGUAGCCUAUACCACUGGGAAGCAUUUUGUAAGAUUAUGAUGAGAUGGUACCAGUGGUGUAUCCUGGUUUUGUGGCAGGACAAAACUCAGGCUCCCCCCACCCCUCCCUCCUGCCCCGCCUUCUAAAUACACACACACGCAUUCACUGACAGAUACGCAUACACUAGCUAACAGACAUAUACACACUCACUCACAUUAACACUCUCACUUCAAAAAAAAUAAUAAUAUCUAACUCCCCCAGCCUCCUUACCUUUGGGAAUGUGGGGGGGGGGGGCCUUCUCCCUCUCCCUGGGAUCUAGUGGGGCUGCUGGAUGGUCGGUCAGGCGGCGCUGGCGAGGGAGCACUUUCCCCUGAGUGCUCUGCUCAGCUCAUUUGCGCACCGCAGAGUAAUGCCGGGAGCCGGAAUAUGAC
Messenger RNA from Pelobates cultripes (western spadefoot toad), 20028 nucleotides. Lineage: Eukaryota; Metazoa; Chordata; Amphibia; Anura; Pelobatidae. The record is from the annotation of a GenBank genome assembly.